GUCAGGCAGAUCGACUGGGACCUUACCUGCGCUAACCACGAUGUAUUGUACCUCUGAGAAACGCUCGCCCCGCGGCACAACCCUGAAGCCCAUUUUGGGGUCAGUGGUAGGGGCUGCUUCUUUGGUGAUUGUUUUGCUGACGACAGAAGUUUCCGCGGUUUGCAAUGGCUAUGUUAACGACAUGGCCAACGAACAUGAUAUCCGGGCUCCGUUUGGCUGUACCAAUACUCCAUUUGGUCGGUCUUGUGGAAUCCCCCCACGUGACUGUCAAGAUCUCUUGGACGCUGGCUACCGUUAUAAUGGGAUAUACGUGGUCUACCCCCGCGAAUCUGACUUAGGCUUCCCCGUUUACUGUGAUAUGGAGACAGAUGGCGGUGGUUGGCUGGUGUUCCAAAGACGAUUUAAUGGCUCUCUGGAUUUCUACCAAAAUUGGGAAACAUACGAGAGAGGCUUUGGUUCUUUUCAGUCCGAGUUUUGGCUUGGAAACUACAAACUUUAUUUAUUGACAUCCCAGAAAAAUUACGAACUGCGUAUUGAACUGGAAGAUUUUGCUAACCAAGAAGUCCAUGUGAAAUAUAAAAAGUUCGCCGUGGGAAAUCCUUCUGAGAAAUACCAGCUGAGAGUAUCCGGCUUUGAUGCUACAGAGUUUCCUAAAGUUGGCGAUUCAUUGGGUUUGCACGACGGUCAGAAGUUUUCGACCUAUGACCAGGACAACGACGCCACUGUGGUCAACUGUGCGGAACAGUUUAAAGGAGCUUGGUGGUACGAGAGUUGCCAUCGCACCAACCUGAACGGUCUGUACCUCAAAGGAACGACUGUCACCUACGCCAACGGGAUCAACUGGAAGACCUGGAAGGGCUACUACUACUCCCUGAAGGCCACGGAAAUGAAAAUCAAACCUCGCAUAAAGGGGGGUUAAAAUGUGAAACAAAACAACAGAAAACUGAAUGACUUUGAAUUAACUGAAGUCUCUAUAUGAAAAACGCGCAUGCGGAUACCCAGUAUUUGACUUCAGAAGCACAAUCUGAGUUGCGCAUUGCAUAGAGUUAGCAUGCGUUAUAUAAAAAUAUCAUGUAGUGUUAUUUGGGAUGUUUCCAGACUAUUCGGUGCCAAAUGUUGUUUUCAUGCACAAAUCAUAAAAAGCUAUAAUAAUUGUUCGGUUUUGUUAUCUACGUACUGAAAAACAAAAAAGAAUCGAAGCCAUCUACCACAUCUAUCUAACCAACGCUUUUCCUUUCCAGUAUUGUGUAUAUAUGUGUUCGCAUAAUUCUAUAUUCCAUUUUAAUUUUACUGUAAAUGUUUCUGUAAAUGUCAAUGCCGUUUUUCUCUGUGUGUGGAUUAACAAAAUGUUGGUGAAUAUGCAUACUCAAUACAGCACAUGCGCCACUUUCUACCUUCAAAGCCAACACUAGACAAGUCUGACCUUUUGAACUUGUGCGACGUGCGUAUACCUGUUUAGUCUAACCGCCUGAUGAUCAGCAAUAAUCAGUAUUCAUCAAUAAAAAUAUUUCAGCUUUUCGUUGAAAUCAUGCUGUGAACACAUUAAGUAAAGGAAAUGAAUAUUUAUCAACUUUUUGUUUUUCUGAAAUCACCUCAUGUAUCGUUACUGUGCAGCCAGUGAUGUUGUUCAAGAUUUUUGUGCGAAUUUUUCUAGUGAUGGCGAGGCUGUAAAACGAGCCCAGAGAGCGGCACAUGCGCAGGAAUGAGUAUGGGGAAAGUAGUGAUAUGAAGGACAGCUAGGUGCAGCAAUUAUGUCCUUCCUAUUGAUCAAAAAUGCAUGACGUGAACUCCGUACUUCAACUCUUUCCGGUAGAGACUGUCAAAUUGAGGAACGUAAACAAAGGCAAACAAGCUACUCACAGAGAAAGUGUCGUACUGAGUUUAAAAAUGACCUCUUGUCUUGUAAAUUGUUGUGGAUUUUUCGUCACAUUGCUUGUAUAUUGUUGGCGUGAUUCACACGUCUUAUUGUACUACGGUCGAUAUCUUUCGUGACAUUUUGCUCAAGUUGUUUCAUCCUUGGAUAAAAUCUUUGCUUUUGUGAUUAGACAAAUUUAUCGAUGGGAUGUUAAACAGUGUAAAUAGUUGGUAUGCGAUCUGUGUUGAAGGUGAUAAGUGGUUUACUUCAAAGUAAAAAGUGAAAUAUGAGUGCGUAUUAGUUAUGUUUCUGUAUUUAAGGUAGUCUGGUUGGGCGUUUACCCGGUGUUGGCCACAGCAUGCUCGCUUUGUUUGGCAGAAAUGGACGGACAGCAUCCAGAACAAGCUGAAAGCACUAGCUCGUAUUACUGUGUUAACUGUGUUCAAGUGCAUAUCCAGCGUUGUUAUGUACAGUGGAUAUUACUGUCACCAGAGAACUGUUUGUACAAAUUUGGCCAAAAUAAAAUAAUCAAAGUUUAAUUGUA
This is a messenger RNA of Liolophura sinensis, 2399 nucleotides long. Its product is annotated as microfibril-associated glycoprotein 4-like. Lineage: Eukaryota; Metazoa; Mollusca; Polyplacophora; Chitonida; Chitonidae. The record is from RefSeq and is a predicted model, not a curated record. Bases 41 to 919 code for a protein of 292 amino acids. The transcript is spliced from 5 exons.